Messenger RNA from Talpa occidentalis (Iberian mole), 670 nucleotides. RefSeq names its product protein phosphatase 1 regulatory inhibitor subunit 1A (gene PPP1R1A). Bases 36 to 545 code for a protein of 169 amino acids. The record is from RefSeq and is a predicted model, not a curated record. The transcript is spliced from 7 exons. Gene Ontology annotation, biological process: intracellular signal transduction. NCBI's taxonomy places the organism in Eukaryota, Metazoa, Chordata, Mammalia, Eulipotyphla, Talpidae. Gene Ontology annotation, molecular function: protein phosphatase inhibitor activity. Gene Ontology annotation, cellular component: cytoplasm.
CAGCGCCCGCCCCAGCCCGAGGCCGCGCGCCCAGCAUGGAGCCCGACGGCAGCCCGCGCAAGAUCCAGUUCACGGUCCCGCUGCUGGAGCCGCACCUGGACCCCGAGGCGGCCGAGCAGAUUCGGAGGCGUCGCCCCACCCCAGCCACCCUCGUGCUGACCAGUGACCAGUCGUCCCCAGAGAUAGAUGAAGACAGGCUCCCCAACCCGCUUCUCAAGUCCACUUUGGCCAUGUCUCCACGGCAGCGGAAGAAGGUGACGAGGACCACACCCACGAUGAAAGAGCUCCAGAUGAUGGUUGAACAUCACCUGGGGCAGCAGCAGCAGGGAGAGGAACCUGAGGGAGCCGCUGAGAGCGCAGGGGCCCAGGAGUCCUGCCCACCUGGGAUCCUGGGAGCCGAGUCAAGGCUGGGCACACCUGGGAGAGCACAAAAGCCCGCAGAACCCAUUCCUAAAACUCAGGAGAGGGGCGGUGAGGGGCCCAGCACAGAGGAACCCUCAACUCACAUACCACCGCUGGAGUCCCAGGGAGCUAACUCGGUCUGAGAGUGAAGGCGCUGUCCGGAGCCACGGCUGCGGUCGGGGAUGCACGGACACUGGAUUCCUUUCUUACUUCUUCACUUUUGGGGAAAAAUAUCAUUUUUAAAAAGUGAUAAAUUUGGUGUUAGAUC